Messenger RNA from Sitodiplosis mosellana (orange wheat blossom midge), 1882 nucleotides. Its product is annotated as atlastin-like. The record is from RefSeq and is a predicted model, not a curated record. Bases 30 to 1775 code for a protein of 581 amino acids. The transcript is spliced from 6 exons. NCBI's taxonomy places the organism in Eukaryota, Metazoa, Arthropoda, Insecta, Diptera, Cecidomyiidae. Gene Ontology annotation, molecular function: GTP binding; GTPase activity.
GGAAUUAGUCAGAGAACACUAUUGAAGAGAUGAAGUUCAAUUUAGUAGCUGUCUUGCUUUCAUUAUUCGCGCUCGGCCUAUCUCAUCAGGACACUAGUGCAGAUGACAAAUCACAUGGUAUUCAGCUCGUCUCUCCGAAGGAUAAGACAUUUGUCUUAAAUGGAGCCGCAUUAAGUUCCAUCCUAAACAAUGACGACUUGGAAGAUCGUCACCUCGUUAUCAUUUCAAUUGCUGGUCCGUUUCGACAGGGCAAGAGUUUCUUACUUAAUUUCUUCAUAAGAUAUUUGAACGCACAAUACAAAAAACACGAUGCAUCGAAUUGGCUCGGGGGCGAUGGCCCACUGGAGGGAUUCAAGUGGCGAAGUGGCCAGAAACGUGAGACAACGGGUAUUUGGGUUUGGUCAGAUUUUUUCACUCACGACUACGAAGACGGGCGGAAAGUAGCGAUCAUCCUAAUGGAUACGCAAGGUGUAUUUGAUCAUCAAACGUCUACCCAAGAUAACAUUUUGAUCUUUGCCUUGAGCAUCAUGAGCUCUUCGGUUCAGUGCUACAAUUUGAUGCAAAACAUCAAAGAGGAUAAUUUACAACAUUUGCGAUUGUUUAGUGAAUAUGGUCGCAUAUCUCUGAACCAUACAUCUGAAAAGUCAUUUCAAAAACUGUUGUUUAUCGUGCGAGACUGGCCCUUUGCACAUGAAACUGGCUAUGGUUGGAAUGGAACGAAAACUGUUGAAAACAUUAUGAAAAUCACCGAAGAUCAGUCGGAUGAAAAUACCGCGUUGAGGAAACAGCUCCGACAGAGUUUCAACGAAAUCGAUGGCUUUUUAAUGCCCUCACCGGGUGAAAUCGCGACCAAAAGUGGUAGUUUCACGGGUGAUUUGAAUGAAAUCGAUCCCAAUUUCAAGACAUACGUUAAGAUCUUAGUGGAAGAACUUCUUUCGCCUGAGAAACUUAUCGUGAAAAAAAUCGGUGGCCAAGAAUUGACAAUUCAAGAUUGGGUGCGGUAUUUGCAGUCAUCUAUGGAAAUGUUUAAAGGGGACCAACUACCAAAACCGAAAGACAUGUUCCAGAUGACCUUGGAAGCGAGUCAAAAGAAAUUAUUCAGUGAUUCCUUAGCGAAUUAUGUGAAAAAAAUGACGAAAGCUCUUAAUAGAUCAGAACAACCUCAGAGUGAUGGUGAUUUCAUAGCUACCCAUCAAAUGGCAAAAGAUGAAACAUUUGAAGAAUUUGAUAAAGUUCCCAAGUUUGGCGACGAAACAUCCAUAUCUGUUCUUCAUGGAGAAAUCGAAAAAGCAAUUGAAAAAAAAUCCAACCAUUUUGUGAAAGAGAAUGAUAUGAAGCACGCUGCUCAUAAUAAAAAUAUAACCGAAUACAACCGACUGUUAGCCAAUCAAAUUGAAUAUAGAGUCAGAGAUAAAUUCUUGAAAGAAUUUGAGCUUAAGCCAGAACUUACCACAUUUGUUGCUAGGUUCCAUUUAGCUAAAUUCGGGGCAUUGCAAGAAUUUGAUCAUAAGAUGAUGGGUGCAUCCGAAAAUGCACAAGGCUUACGUAAUAGACUUGAAAGACACUUGUCUGAAUUGGAGCAUGCUCUAAGUGAGGCUAUUAUUCACAAACUUGCAAAAGUGGCAAAAGACGCUAAGGAUGCACAAGAUGCACAGCAGAACGCAAUAAAUGCACAGAUUGAAUCAAAUGCAACAGGUGAACAUCCAAACCCAGUAGCCUUACUAACUAUUUUGCUAAAGCUUGGUUGCUUAUUUAUCACGAGCAUUGUUUGUUAGUUAUCAUUGUGAUGGACACCACUGAAUACUUUAACCUGACAACCAACCAAUCAUGUGUCUGGUUCUACAGUGGAAAAUUUAACAAAUAGAGACAAAUUGAAUCCCAA